CCGGAAGUGACGUCAAGGUCGCUUCCGCCGCCGCGGCUCCAAGAUGGCGGCCCUGGCGCUGAGGGGGUUGGGGCGGCGCUGCCUCCUGGCCCGGCUGGGCCCCGGCCCGACCCUGCAGCAGGUUAUCCCCAUGGGAAGCACGGCCAGGGAGGAGAUGAGUCGCUUCUGGGAGAAGAACACCAGGUCCAACCGGCCCCUGUCCCCCCACGUCACCAUCUACAAGUGGUCCCUGCCCAUGGCCAUGUCCAUCACCCACCGCGGCACCGGCGUCGCCCUCAGCCUGGGCGUGUCCCUGUUCGGCCUGGCCGCGCUGCUGCUGCCCGAGCCCUUCCCCCACUACCUGGCCCAGGUGAGGGCCCUGAGCCUCGGCCCCGCCCUGCUCUGCUCGGCCAAGUUCCUGCUGGCACUGCCGCUGUCCUACCACACCUGGAACGGCAUCCGCCACCUGGCCUGGGACCUGGGCAAGGGGCUGCGGCUGCCGCAGGUGACGCAGUCGGGGGUGGCGGUGCUGGCGCUGUCCCUGCUCUCCUCGGCCGCCCUGGCCGCGCUGUGAUUCCCGCCGGGAAUGCCGGGAAUCCUGGGAAUGCCCCGCCCCGUCCCGGAGCUCCGGGGAGAGGCGGCGCUUCCCGCCCAGAAAAUCCUUGGAAUUGGCCGGAGCUGCUUUCUUUCCCCGCCCGCGCCGGGGGCCGUCCCCGCCUGUCCCCACCCUGGCGACAAUGGGGGCUCUGUGUCCCCACGGCCGCGGCGGGGGGGGGACACUGGGGACAUGAGUGGGAACGGGACAAGGAGCCCAUUGAGGGCACCCGGGAGGGGGUGGGGGGACAGGGGACACCGCCCCGAUCCUGCAUCCCUGCCCUGAUCCCUGAAAAUCCCCCAGCUCAGCCACUCCCGGAGCCCCCGGGAGCGAGAAUUCCCAUUUUUUCCAGCCCCUUAUCCCCCAGAAUCCCCCAGCUCAGCCACUCCCGGAGCCCCCGGGAGCGAGAAUUCCCAUUUUUUCCAGCCCCUUAUCCCCCAGAAUCCCCCAGUUCAGCCACUCCUGGAGCCCCCAUGAUGAGAAUUCCCUUUUUUUCCCUCUUGGGAAGCAUUUUUUCUCUCCCCUCUGGAAUAAAGCAGCUCUGACCCCUCCA
Molecule: messenger RNA, 1127 nt
Organism: Myiozetetes cayanensis
Lineage: Eukaryota; Metazoa; Chordata; Aves; Passeriformes; Tyrannidae
Gene: SDHC
Product: succinate dehydrogenase complex subunit C
Exons: 6
Coding region: 44-553 (169 amino acids)
Biological process (GO): mitochondrial electron transport, succinate to ubiquinone; tricarboxylic acid cycle
Cellular component (GO): membrane
Molecular function (GO): succinate dehydrogenase activity; electron transfer activity
Source: RefSeq, a predicted model, not a curated record